ACCAAAAUAAGAAGAGGACGAGAUUCACAUGAAGUUGUUAUCUUUGGUUAGGGUUUUUAAUGGAUUUAGGAAAAGUUUAUAUAAUUUAAAAUGUCCCGAUAUUUUUCAUUAGGAAAAUAUAAUGAGCCCAUGAAAUGUUUAAAACAUUUUAAGGAAUACACUUUCCAGGGUUCUAGAGAUAAUCGACAGGCAUUAAAAAAGACUGUUUCCGUAUUUUUGGAUAAAGUAAAGAACAUUUCACCGGCAUCUGCACUGACUUCAGAAAAUGUUUCCAAAGCAUGGCCGUCCCUCGGUAUCUUUGAAAGAAACAAAAGCCCUAAAAACAAGCAUAUUAAAUCAAAACUACUGAAGAAGGAAAUCGUGAAAUUAUGCUCGAAUCUGCAGAAGAGUAUAUCACACAAUAAAAAUGUAAUUUGGACUGCUGCUGGAUUGUCAGCAGUAGAAAGUAAGAUAGGAGAUGGAGGGAAAGUUGACACAGUGGCGGAACUAAUACCAGAACCGCCACCAAUUCCAGAGGGCACUUCAGAAAUUUUGGAACAGUUGAAUGCUCUUGGAGAACCUACUUUUGCAUCACUAGGUUUAGGUGGCUACAGCCCUGUAGGAAUAGCGCAAAACUGUUUCGAAUACCUACAUGUUACUCUUGGAGUGGAAUGGUGGGCAGCAAUCGCAAUAGGUACUCUUGUUAUUAGAUUAUGCCUCUUCCCAUUAGUAAUAAUAGCACAGAGAAAUGGUGCAAAAAUGAAUAAUUACUUACCACAAAUGCAGUUGUUACAAUUGAAAAUGACCGAAGCAAGACAAACUGGUAACCAGAUUGAUGCGACAAGAUACUCUCAGGAACUGAUGGUGUUUAUGAAAGAAAAAGGAUUGAACCCACUGAAAAAUAUGGUUGUUCCUCUCGCUCAGAUGCCUAUUUUCAUCUCCUUCUUCAUGGCUCUCAGAGGGAUGUCCAAUGUUCCAGUGGAUAGUUUGAGAACUGGAGGACUGUGGUGGUUUACCGAUUUAACUCUUCCGGAUCAGUAUUUUCUUCUGCCCAUCAUUACUAGUGCUACGUUGUAUGCCACUCUCGAGCUAGGUACAGAUUCGGCCCGACUAUCAUCACAAAAUGCACAUUUGAUGAAAUAUGUAUUGAGGGGUCUACCGUUAUUCAUAUUACCCUUCACCGUGGGUUUCAAUGGAGCAAUAUUGUGUUACUGGGUAUCAAGUAACUUCAUUUCACUAGUUCAAGUGGGAUUUUUGAGAAUACCAGCCGUCAGAGAUUACUUCAAGAUCGAACCAUUACAAAAGUUUGAUCCGGCUACUCUGCCAAUGAAGCCGAAAGGAUUCAGAGAAGGAAUCAAAGAUUCUUGGACAAAUAUAAAAAUUACGAAGGAGCUAGAAGAGAGAACAAGAUUGGAUGAGAUACAAUUCAAUAGGGCUGGGAAGGGUCCUAUAGUGAAAACAUAUAAAUACGACCCCACCAAAAAAGAAGAUCCAUCAAGUUCAAUCCCGAUUAGUGCUAAGAAGCUGUAAUAAAUAUACAUUCUGUUAUGUAAAUUAAACAACUCAAUACUUAA
Molecule: messenger RNA, 1553 nt
Organism: Leptinotarsa decemlineata (Colorado potato beetle)
Lineage: Eukaryota; Metazoa; Arthropoda; Insecta; Coleoptera; Chrysomelidae
Gene: OXA1L
Product: OXA1L mitochondrial inner membrane protein
Biological process (GO): protein insertion into mitochondrial inner membrane from matrix
Cellular component (GO): mitochondrial inner membrane
Molecular function (GO): membrane insertase activity
Source: RefSeq, a predicted model, not a curated record